Molecule: messenger RNA, 1554 nt
Organism: Erinaceus europaeus (western European hedgehog)
Lineage: Eukaryota; Metazoa; Chordata; Mammalia; Eulipotyphla; Erinaceidae
Gene: ATP1B3
Product: ATPase Na+/K+ transporting subunit beta 3
Exons: 7
Coding region: 219-1058 (279 amino acids)
Biological process (GO): intracellular potassium ion homeostasis; potassium ion import across plasma membrane; intracellular sodium ion homeostasis
Cellular component (GO): sodium:potassium-exchanging ATPase complex
Molecular function (GO): ATPase activator activity
Source: RefSeq, a predicted model, not a curated record
AGCGGCGCGGGGAUUGGCUGCGGCGCCGGCGACGUCAGGCUGCGCGGCCCGAGCGGCCGCCCGGCUCGGCGCGGCUCAGUCGAGAGAGAGUCUCGCCUUGUGGAGCAGUUCUGGGCCCCCAGCCUCCAGCCUCAGCCGGGCCGCGCCGCUAGACCUGGGACGCGCCUCCGCGCCUGCCGCCGCCGCCUCCGCCCGGCCGCCCCCGCCCCGGCCCCGCCAUGACGAAGAAGGAGAAGAAGUCCUUCCAGCAGAGCCUGGCCGAGUGGAAGCUCUUCGUGUACAACCCGACCACCGGGGAGUUCCUGGGGCGCACCGCCAAGAGCUGGGGUUUGAUCUUGCUCUUCUACCUAGUCUUUUACGUGUUCCUGGCUGCACUCUUCACAUUCACAAUGUGGGCUAUGCUUCAGACUCUAAAUGAUGAGGUUCCAAAAUACCGCGACCAGAUUCCUAGCCCAGGACUUAUGGUUUACCCAAAGCCAGUUUCUGCAUUGGAAUAUUCAUUUAGUAUCUCUGAUUCAAGUUCAUACGAUGGGUACAUUAAAGAUCUUAAGAAAUUUCUAGAACCAUAUGACGCAAAAGCACAGAACAAUCUCACAGCCUGUCCUGAUGGAGCACUUUUUGAACAGAAAGGUCCAACUUACUCUGCGUGCCAGUUUCCUCUUUCCAGACUUGACGUGUGCAGUGGCAUAAACGAUCCUAACUUUGGCUACUCUGCUGGAACCCCUUGCAUUCUUGUGAAAAUGAACAGAAUAAUUGGAUUAAAGCCUCAAGGAGAGCCAAGGAUAAAUUGUACUUCGAAGGAUCAAAAGAUAGCAACUAUACAAACUUAUCCUCCUAAUGGAGCAAUAGACUUGAAAUAUUUUCCAUAUUACGGGAAAAAACUACAUGUGAACUACCUACAGCCACUAGUUGCUGUCCAGGUCAGCUUUAGCUCAAACAGUGCUCCAGGCGAAACCACGUUUGACUGCAGGAUCGAGGGAGCGGCCAACCUGAAGAACCAUGACGACCGGGACAAGUUUUUAGGACGAGUUGUGUUCAAAGUCACCAUGCGUGCAUAGUAAGAGAUAGGGUCUCUCCACAGAGCACAUGUGCUGUCUGUCUUCAUCUUGUAUCAGCUGGACCUGCCAUUCUAGAAAUAGGGGACCACCUCGGAGCAAGGUGGGUGGCACCUGACACUGGGGUGACAUCAUGAUGCCUUCCCAGAUUAUAGCAUUCAGUGUCCUCGAAGUAACUGCCUGUUGCCUCUGCUGCCUUUGAACCAGUGUUCAGUCGCCAGACAGGGACCAUGAACACCUACCUGAUCCUGAACAUGUACAAUGGGGGUCUUGUCCUAUUUUUAUGUGGUUUAAUUGCUGAGUGUCUGAAGCUUAAUGUGCUGUGCUAUGUAAAUAUUUUAUAGACUUAACACUGGUUAACUGUCGUAUUUUGAUGCCAGCAAAGACUUAGUGUUAAAAUGGCACCUGACCAAUAUGGCGUCAUAGCUGCAGGUAUGUGGUGUGUGGAGAAGUUUCUGUAUGUGAGGAAGGAAAAUUAAAAUAAAAGAUUUGAAAGGUG